Molecule: messenger RNA, 4341 nt
Organism: Zootermopsis nevadensis
Lineage: Eukaryota; Metazoa; Arthropoda; Insecta; Blattodea; Termopsidae
Biological process (GO): positive regulation of cytokinesis
Cellular component (GO): microtubule; spindle pole; centrosome
Source: RefSeq, a predicted model, not a curated record
ACAUUAAGAAGGUUUGAUGUCCUUGGUAGUGUGUUGUUAAUGUUGUAGGCCUAUGUAUUUAUGUUCUGUGACAUAUGUUUCUUCAGCGCCAAAACGAACGGUGGUUACGUGGGAUAUGAAUUUUAUUUGUCAUUAGAAUUUGUGAGGUGUGAUGGUUAUAGGUAUGGAUAGUGAUAUUGAUAAUGAUUUGGUAACCUUAUUAUUACAAAGUAAAAGCAAGAUAUGGGAAGAUAAAAAGCGCCUAGGACUACUUAGAGAGAAACAUAAUUCUGAGGAACUGUUAGGAACUUCACAGCAGAGUCCAGUACAUGUGAAAUAUGGCAGUAAAGAGCAAUGCAAUUUGUGUGACCAUGUAGAGCAAAGGGAGGAGGAACUGCAAAUUUCAUGCAUUCCAGGUUUUGGGCAGCAGAAGGAACAUAAAAAGCAUUCUCAAAGUGCUGCUACUCUGCCAAAUGACUUGCAAAAUUUUCAGAAGGAUGAGUUUAUUUCCAAACUCACUAUUAAGAAAGGACGCACUGGUCUAGGAGAGAAACAGAGCUCAGAGGAGACAGCAGCAAUGGUUCGUUUUGGGGAAUACUCUCCUCAAAACCCUGGCCUUCUAUCACCUGGCAAAACUUUGUUGGGAUUGGGAGAAUAUGAAGAAAAACGUCGGAAAAUAUUGGAACGCAAGAAGCGCGAAUAUCUAGAGCAGAUGGCUCAAGCCCGUCACUCAGUAAAAGAUGCGGUGUCUGGGAGAUUUUCAGACCUAAGCCAGCAGCAAGCAGCGUCAAAGUCCAGAUUCAGAUCAUACAUGAACAUGAGAAGUGCAGCAGGCACACAGACAGAUUUACAGAUCACAAGUUACAUUCAGGACAAUGAAUACUCUUCCCUGGCAGUACGUCAUGGUAGUGUCUCUCCUGUGGUUGCAGCCACUCAGACACCUGAUGGGGAAAUUUCUGUGCUUCCUUCUCUGUCAGCACACCCUCAGAUUAUUUCCAUUGCUACACAAACACCUGGUGGUAAUGUGAAGUCUCCCAAGUUAGAAAUUGUUCCUACCUCAGAUACCUCUGCAGUCAAAGGAGUGAUUGCACUUCCUCAGCAUGCAUCGUACCUGCCUCUUAAUCCAAGGGAAAGGAAGAUGGUGGAAUUCAGACAGAGUUACAGCCCAAGUUUUGUGCAGGGAUGUUCACCAUGUCCUGCAGGCUUUGAUAUGACUCUGAAUCAGUCACCAGACCUUCGCCAACGGAGAGAGGCUUAUCAAGAGGAACUUCGCAGGCAGAUUGAAGAAAAACGAUACAUUGAAGCAGAAGAACAGAAGAGAGCACAAGAGGCAGAAGAAGCAAUCGCUCGCAGAGCAGAGUUACAGCGAGAAAGAAUGCGACAAGAAUAUAUAGAAGAGGAGGCACACAGAAGAGAGAAACACCUUCAGAGGUUACGCCAAGCAGAGGAGUUUCAUUGUAGACAAGAAGCAUUAAAUCUUGAGGCAGAACUUGAGCAUGAGGUGGAAGCAAGACAGAAAUUGGAAAAGAGGUUUGAGAAUCUUGAAGCUGGAUUAGGACGAGCAUCAUAUUCUACCCAGAGUCUCGGUGUUUCACUGCCGGUGCCGGCACUGAGGAAGAAAUAUGCAUCUGAAAUAGCACCAUCAGGUCACAGAAAUUUAUCUGUCAACCAAGAUGUACCUGAAGAUGAUGUCAAGGGAUCUAGCACUAGAAAUUCUGAUACUGCAAGUAGACUUCAGUGUAACGAUACAAAUAACAUAGCAGAACAAGCUCAGAGACAGUAUUUGUUGCAUGACAGAAAUGCUGACUGUACGCAGUUGAGUGAAAGAAAUACCCCACAGAUUAAUAAUAUGGAAUAUCCACUUCAUAGUAGUGACACAGAAUAUCCAUUGAAUAAUUACUCAGCCGGAAAAAAGACAAAUGAAGGAAUUAUUGUUUCUUAUCACCGACCACCAACUGAAAUUAUUAAAGCUGCAGGUUAUGGCAACAGUGUUCAAAACUAUUGUAAUGGUGAUGACGAUACAGAUGCUUUAGAGUUAUCAGAGUCUAGAACAAAAUGUUUUGAGUUGCCUACAGAAGGUAUUCAACAUGUUUCAUCCUUACAGCCACAGUGUGCUAAUAACUGUAAAAACAAACUAGAUGAUUCGUUACCAAUUCCUAUUCUUCGUGCACCGUCUCCUGUUAUCCCAGCUGUGAGGACAGGGCAUGCUACUUAUGGCAGUGAUGCUAUGCGCAAGGUAGAAACCAAAUGGCAGGUUCCCGCUGUGGAGAGGAAUGUUGUGCGUGCUAAAUCAGAUUCAAACAACAUCCUGACACAACUUGGGGCAGUGCGUCACCAGCUUCAGCUUGAACAAAUACGGAUGGAACAGCACCUACAGCAACAACUGAAAAACAAGUCAUGAUAUAAAGUGCAUGUAGUGAUUAUGAAUUCAAAUGUGGUAUUUUUAACAUGUAAUUUAUCUCUUACCAUCGUGUAGGAUUGGGGUGAGUUUAAGAUAGAAAUAAUGUUUAUUAAUGUGAAACAUGUUUUGGGUGCUUUUAGGUUUUGGUUUAUACAUAUUUUUAAAAGAUUACACACAACAGAAACUUGUGAUAGGAGGGGAGUGCUCACACUGUCUGCAUUCCUGUUUCAUUUUUCUUAUGUCUUUUCAUCUCCAGAUACUUUCCUUGAAAAAAUGGUGCUGUAGGUUCUGAACAUUGCUGGUUCUGGCAGCCACAUCUACUUCCUAACUUGUUUUCAGUGCCUUAUAAGUUCAGUAACAUGUGACAGUCUCAUCUCUACCAAGCUAGAAAUGUAUGGGUUAUGUGCUGUUUACAUGCAAGCUCAUGGUUAACAUAAAGAAUGGUAUUCCAUAAAUAACACCAUUUUUGAAAAAUAUUGAUGUGCCCUUUUUAUUCCUACACAUUCAUCUAUGAAAUAUUAAAUUAAUAUGGUACAACUGAUAUAUAAAAGACUUGUUCUUCAGUGUAACCCUUCAAAAAUUGGGUGCAUAUUAAGUCUUGGCAAUUACAGUACAUAAUGUUGGAAAAAUGAUUUUGUCUUAUGAUGCAGAUCUCAAGGCAUGUAGUUAAGUCUUCUUUGAUGGUCAUUUGUGCCAGUACAUAAUAAAACUUUUAAAUGUUUAGUGAGACUGGACUGUUUGACCAUGCCCAUUAUUACACCCAGGCCAAGCAAUAUUGAAUUUGGUUGUUUUGGUAUGGCUGACCACUUGCCUCCAUCCACAUCUCUGUGUUUCGCUGGUUCUUGGCUAAUGAGGACUUUUGUUAAGUGUCAUAUAUGCUUCAUGGCAUUUAUUGUAAUUUAUCACAUCAGUUUCUAACAAUAGGGUAACAGCUUCUGUAGUGGAAUAUUAUGCUAUACUAACAUGGCUUAUCACUAAAAAAUUUGUCACUUGCCAUGAAAAUUUAAGAUUUGGUCAUAUGUUUGUGCAACUGUAGUCUGAAUGAGAUGGUAAUAUAUGCCUUCUUCUUGAAGGUAAGUAAAUGGCAUGAUGUUGCUAAUGUUUGGUUUUUCUCACAGUAGGGACAUACAUGAUUUAUAGGUUCCAAAUUUGGAGUUCCAAUCACCUUUUGAAGUGACACAGAAUGGGGCAAUAUACCCUUCCUCAUCUCCUUCAGGAAAUCUUGAAUGUCUUGUUAUCUUUUACAUGUAUAAUGUACGUUUCAAGCUGAAAGAUGCUGAUCAAAAUUCAGCACUUACUGUCCUAUUUAUUGUCCAUAAAAGUAAUAUCAGGACUCAUAUUGAUGUAUGUGUCCAAAAAAAUUACUCAUAUCCAAAACUAAUUUGUGUGGUGUUAGAACCAAGCUUGUGUUGUGCCAGUUUAUUUAUUGAAAUUAUCUAAAAUUGGAAGCCUCUAAUCAAUUCAGUGACAGCAUGAUUUUCCCAUUGCUUUGGUAUUUUUGAUGUUGGUGUAUUUUUUAAGCACAGCCUGGUGGCUUGACAGGCUGUACUAAAAAUAGAUAAUCAUUUGAACUUUUAACCAAAUUAACAAAAUUAUGAAUGUUUUAAUAUAUAGUUAUCAUCGAGGAGGAGAUCCUUAGUACAGUGAUAUAGAGGCGAGGAAUUUUACCUGAUAAUGGCCACAUUGGUUCAAAACAUGUUCAAGUGAUGGGAAAAAACUAGUAAUUCAGCAUAGCACAUUGGAAUGCUACAUUACAGACUUGUAACCUCUAUAUCUUUAGGAAAUAAUCAACCAAGCUGAGAUCAAAUAUUUUUCUUUGGCAAGAGUUUCUUUAUUGACCAACAGUCUUGUUAAAAUAUUUUGUUGUGGUUAGUAGAAAAUCAUUAUGGUGCUUUAAAAUGUAAGUAUUUUUGUAGAGUGAUUUUAUCAAUAAUGUGCAAUAAAUGAACACUGAAGAUUUA